Messenger RNA from Spinacia oleracea (spinach), 522 nucleotides. RefSeq lists its product as uncharacterized. NCBI's taxonomy places the organism in Eukaryota, Viridiplantae, Streptophyta, Magnoliopsida, Caryophyllales, Amaranthaceae. The transcript is spliced from 2 exons. The coding region runs from base 1 to 522 and encodes 173 amino acids. The record is from RefSeq and is a predicted model, not a curated record.
AUGACAACUACAGAGGAGAUUAAAGGGGAAGUUAGUAGUUUUUACAGGAAUCUUAUUGGUACUGUUGCUUCUAAUCUGGAUGGUAUUGAUGUGAACAUUGUGAGAAAAGGGAAGCAACUAGCUCCUGAUGCUGCUGAAAGUUUGGUGAAACAUGUUCUUGAUGCAAAAACAGAUAAUGCUCUCAAAGGUAUUGAUAUCAAUAAAGCUCCUGGGCUAGAUGGGUUCAAUAGUUUGUUUUUCAUCAAAGCUUGGGCUAUAGUCAAAGCAGACAUUUAUGAGGCAGUGAAGGACUUUUUCAGGCCUGGGGUGAUGUUAAGGCAGUGCCUUCAGACAGUGUCUUAUUCUAUCUUGAUUGAUGGCCUUCCCACAACUCUUAUCGCUGCUAAGAAGGGGUUAAGACAAGGUGAUCCUAUGUCACCUUAUCUCUUUGCAUUAGGCAUGGAAUAUCUUUCUAGAUGUCUGGCUACUUUGGCCCAGAAUCCUGAAUUUCUUAUCAUCCUAGAUGCAAAAGAGUUGAUAUGA